Molecule: messenger RNA, 231 nt
Organism: Prunus armeniaca (apricot)
Lineage: Eukaryota; Viridiplantae; Streptophyta; Magnoliopsida; Rosales; Rosaceae
Source: the annotation of a GenBank genome assembly
AUGUUAAUUUAUGUAUUGUAUACCAUUGAUAAUGUGAAAGCAAAGAUUCAGGAUAAGGAGGGCAUUCCUCCAGACCAGCAGAGGCUCAUAUUUGCUGCUGGGAAGCAGCUGGAGGAUGGGAGGACUCUUCCAGAUUUCAACAUUCAGAAGGAGUCCACCCUUUCACCUUGUACUCCGUCUGUACGGUGGUGUCGGAAUUUGAGUGAUGCUUUUGCAGUCAUCCUGGUCUGA